Molecule: messenger RNA, 600 nt
Organism: Thlaspi arvense
Lineage: Eukaryota; Viridiplantae; Streptophyta; Magnoliopsida; Brassicales; Brassicaceae
Source: the annotation of a GenBank genome assembly
AUGCCGAAGAGGGAAGAAGAGGAGGAGCCACUCAGCCCGAUGGCGCGUCUGUUCCAAUCUCCGGGCAUGGACAGCUGCAUUGUUAUUACUAUCGGAUUCCAAGCAAAGAUCAAUGUUGAGGUCAUUCUAGAUGACUUGAAGCAUAACGUUUCUAAGCAUCCCCGUUUCUCUAGCAUAUUGUCAGAUAAUGGUGCAAAAUGGAUCAAGACCGAUGUUGAUGUAGAAGACCAUGUAUUUACACCAAACAUAGACCUAGAAGAGAUCGGCGAAGAUGGAGAAAGCUUCGUCGAUGACUAUGUCUCACGUCUCACAGUGAUUCCUCUUGAUAGAUCAAGGCCACUGUGGGAUAUUCACAUCCUCAACGUCAAAACAUCUGAUGCAGAAGCGGUCACUGUCAUAAGAUCACACCAUGCACUAGGAGAUGGAGUGUCUCUGAUGUCUCUCUUGUACGACAGUGAUGACUCGGAGCAGCAGAUUGACGGCGAUGGUGAACGGUGGUGGCAUGAUCGAGAAGACGGCAGCUCGGGGUUGGCUCGCGUGCACUUCGUCUCAUGUUUAUGGAAUCACGAGCAGGGACGCCGGCUUGGUCUGAAACGGUGA